AUGAAUUGUCAUUUCUGUUUCCUUGUCAUCGCCCGAUGCGGCGUCAUAAAGCUACGGAUUAUUUUGUCGCUUUAUUGCUCGGGGGAAGGGGGGGAGGAAAUCUAUUACUGCAAGGAACCCUUUCAAACCCCUGUUUUCUUUCGGACCGGACGGUUCUCCCUUUCCCCUCAAAAACAAUCAAACCAAGUGUUCUCGACCAAAUCGCAACGUAGGAAUCUUGUUUCCGCCGUCCGGGGGAGGGGGGUUGUUGCCGGACACUAUGAUCAUAGCUUGUUCAGUUCUUGUGUCCAGCGGACUUGCAAGACUUACCGCACAUUCGGAUCAUUCAUUGAAUCAGAAUCAGGUGCAUGA
This is a messenger RNA of Schizosaccharomyces japonicus yFS275, 351 nucleotides long. RefSeq lists its product as hypothetical. The transcript has a single exon. Lineage: Eukaryota; Fungi; Ascomycota; Schizosaccharomycetes; Schizosaccharomycetales; Schizosaccharomycetaceae. Bases 1 to 351 code for a protein of 116 amino acids. The record is from RefSeq and is a predicted model, not a curated record.